Acanthoscelides obtectus is the source of this 566-nucleotide messenger RNA. The record is from the annotation of a GenBank genome assembly. Lineage: Eukaryota; Metazoa; Arthropoda; Insecta; Coleoptera; Chrysomelidae.
AAUGAUUCGAUAUUUACGCGUGACAGUAAAAGUCAAACUGAUUUUCUUCAUCUUAAAAAAUGGUUAUUGUGUUAUCCCCAAGUGAAAUGUUGUAUGGUGACACGUGGACAAUGUAUGUAGCGUGCGAAGCAAGGCGCCGGAAUGUUAUCAUACGAAUUUUUAACUUUCACUCCUUAUCCUUGAUAAACCAUCAUCCAGCCAAAAAAAUGCGUGAACCUAAAAUGUCUUGGAUUACUGAAGACACGCUAGAGGAAAGAAACGACAUGAGUGAAAAGAAAGAAUCUUGGCUGAAGACGUUCCUCAGAGGCUGGACAAACUUCAGUGUGGAGCGAAUAUUCCACUUGGAAAACAUAGAGAAGCGUGACCACCAAGAAGAAGUAGAAUUAUCACAUAACAAAUUUAAAUUUAUUCUUGACAGUUUUUGGUUGGUCAACAGUAGUAUUUAAUGUCAAUCCCACGAAUGUAGCAAAGAAAAGGAAGCAAAUGUUCGCCCGAACACAAAUAAAACAUAAUUAACACUUAAUGUUUUAUAAUAAAAAAUGUUUAGCACGUUCAGUUGUGCAGCA